GGAUUUAUCCUUGCUCUGCUUUUUUUAGUUUUUUUGGGGUGAAAGCUUACAUUUGAGACUAUUCUCUUUUCUGAAUGUAAACAUUUAGUGUAUAAUUUCCCUCUAAGCACUGUUUUAGCUGUGUUCCACAAAUUUUAAUAUAUUGUAUUUUUAUUCUGUUCAAUGUACUUUUUGAUUUCUCUUGAGACCUCUCUUUGACCCAUGGAUUAUUUAGAAGCACGUCAUUUAGUUUGAAUAUAUCCCUGGUAACAUUUUGUUACUGAUUUCUGGUUUGACUCCAUUGUGGUUAAAAAACAUACUCUGUAUGAUUUCAAAUCUUUUAAAUUUGUUAAGGUUUAUGGUCUAUCUUGCUAUAUUUUCUGUGGGUUCUUGAAAAGAAUGUGUAUAGUCCUACUUUUGUAAAAGAAAAAAAUAUGUGCAGUGUUGUAUAAAUGUCAAUUAGAUCCUAUUGGCUGUUGUUAAGUUCUUCUAUACCCUUGCUGGUUUUCUGCCUAGUUGUAGUAUCAGUUGUUGAGAGAUGCUGUAGUCUCCACAUAUAAUUGUGGAUUUGUUAUUUCUAAUUUCAGUUCUGUCACCUUUUGCUUCACAUAUUUUGCAGCUCUGUUGUUUGGUACAUAUACAUUUAAAAUUGCUAUGUCUUCUGGGUUGACACUCUCAUCAUUAUAUAAUGUCCCUCUUUGUCUCUUAAUUUUCUUUGCUCUGAAGUCUACUUUAUCUGAUAAUGAUAUAGCCACUCCUGUUUUCUUUUUUGCUAUUGUUUUAAUGAUAUAUAUUUUCCAUCUUUUUACUUUCAAUAUUUUGAGCAAAAGACUGCCUAAUUUCCUUUGUCUGAAGUUCCUUUUAAUAAAUGAGAUAAAAACUAAAUAAAAAUCUCUAAUUUCUUAAUUGAAGCUUUGUAGUUUAUUAUUUCAAAAAUGUUUCAAAGAUGGUGGUUAAAAUUUAACUUUGGAUCAUAAUAUUUGAGUUCCUAGAAAUACUUUACCUAGAACCAGUCCAACAAAAAAGAAAUUAUUUUUUCAUGAGCAGGAAGAAAUGCAGAGAAAACCUGAAAAACUUUGAGUACAUAAACAUAUGCAUAUAUACCGAGCAGACACAAAGUCUCCCACUAUUUAGUUGGUGACUAAAUAUGAGGGGAAUGAAGGGAAUAUAUCCUUACCUGUUUAUUAACAGUACAGUUAAUGUUUCUCUUUAACUGAAAUCUCUGUACAUUGACAAAUGACCUAUGUGGGAGAACUCUAAAAAAGAUACAUACAACGUGUAAUCAUUGGUAUCUGGUGUUGGAAAUACCCAUUCUUAGAUACAAACUCAAUACAGUUUUAUUGUCUUGCAGUAAUCAGACUUUAUUUUCUUAAGCUUUGACAAAAUGAGUUGCAAUGAAGAGAGGUGCUGCAUUUCUUCUUUGUCCUUGAGAAAACUUUAACUCCUUUCUGUUACUAUUCAAGGACACAAUGCUGAGAGAGCACUGGCUCUUUGGCACAUUUUUGUCCUCUGGCAACAUCUCUUUGUUCCAUUGUAUUUUUGUACUGUACAUGCUGUUCUAGCACAUUAAAUCUAACAGGAAAUUUUAGGUGUAAACUAUGUAUAUACAUAUUGGAGAUAGAACACUUACAUUAUUUUACACUGUAGCAUUCUGUUGCUGGGAAUAUGACUAAAGCUCUAAUCCUUUCUGGUGUUUUCUUGCUACCAAACCCCUUACCCUCCUCCUUCUUUGGUUCCUCUUCUUUCAACUAGACUCUGAACCUUAGGCUUAUGAUUCUCAAGGAUAAGACUAACACUUGAAUCCAGAACUCACUAUAUGUCAGGCACUGUAUCAUGUACCUUAUACUGUCUCAUUUAAUUUUUAUGACAUCAUAAUAAGAAUAUUAUCUCAAAAUAAAGCUAGGAAAAUAUAAUAAUAAAAAGAUGAGAAAAUUGAUUUCAAAGAGGUUAGAUAACUUGUCUGCAUUCACACAGCUACUAAGUUCCAGAGCCUGCACUGGAAUCUAGGCUUGCCUGCUCCCCAACCCACUCUUUUACCAACACAUGAAUUCUGUAUUAUGUGAUCAUUUCAACAACUAGCUGCUAGUUUUAGCCUUUUAGCAGGAUUUUGUGAUUUGGCCACCAUAUUAGUAUUGCUAUCUGCCUGAGGAACACAGCUAAUGUCCCUGUAGCUGUUUCUAGGUUUCACGUCUUUUCUGUAGCUCUUCUCUGCUUUUCCUUUCUGGUUCUAAACUCUGCCAAAAAUCUUUUUCUCUGUCACUUAUGCUAGAUAACUGAGUUCGAGCAUUCUGUGUCCUCUUGCUAGUUUCCAUCUUUUCUCUAUAAUUUUCCCCCAAAUGAUUCUAAUACAGCUUUCAUAUGAUCAUAUGAGAAACUCACAUAUAAAUGCACAUGUUAAAAGACAAUCACCAUUUUGGAGGCAAUUUUUAUUUAUUUAUGUGCAUUGUUUUCCUUGCUAUUUAUUGCUUUCCUUAAAUAGUUAUCAGACUUAAGAUCCUUCCAUUUAUAUACUUACAUAUAACUUUAGGGUUUCCAGACCAAGACCCAAGAUUUCUACCUAAGACUAUAAAAAGUGAAGAAACAUUUCGAAUGCUAAAUUAAUGUUUUAGUCUAUUUAAUGUAAAUAUAAAAAUAUUAUUCAUCAAGUAUUUAUUAAGUAUGUGUCAGGUUCCACACUAGACACCACUUUCUUACCCUUCCACAUCAUUUUUUUUCAGUGAAAGAACAUUUUUUAAAAUUAAAAAUAAGCUUUCUAAAAAUGGGGAGAUGUUGGUCAAAGGAUACAAAGUUUUGGUUAUACAAGAUGAAUAAUUUCUGGAGAUGUAAUGCACAGCAUGGUAACUAUUGUUAAUAAUACUGUUUGCAUAGUUGAAAUUUGUUGAGAGUAAAUCUUAAAUGUUCUCACCAUGCUGGCAGGCAGUAAAUAUAAGAGGGGAUGUAUAUGCUUAUUAGCUUGAUUGCGGUAAUCAUUUCAUAACGUGUUUAUAUAUCAAAACAUCACAUUGUAUGCCUUAAAUAUAUACAAUUUUGUGAAUUAUACCUCAGUAAAGCUGAAAUUUUUUUAAAAAAAGUUUUCUUAAUACAAUAAUAGGCAAAUUCGGCAGUCUGGCACAGUGGCUCUCACCUGUAAUCCCAUCACUUUGAGAGACUGAGGCAGGUAGAUGGCUUGAGCCCUAAUUGUUGUUCAGGACCAGUAUAGGCAACAUGGCGAUCCCUGUCUAUACCCAAAAAAUACAAAAAUUAGCUGGGCUUGGUGGCAUGCACCUGUAGUCCCAGCUACUUGGGAGGCUGAGGUGGGAGAAUUGCUGGACCCCAGGAGGCUGAGGCUGCAGUGAGUCACGAUUGUGACACUGCACUGCAGCCUAGAAGACAGGGCAAGCCACUGUCAAAAAACAAACAAACAAAAACAAAAAAACCAGCAACGAUCAGUUUCAAUACUUUUGUAAAUAUGCUUCCAACUUUUAUCUACAUUUUUGAACUGUUAAACCAAAUUUUUCAGUUAACACUUUAUAAAUUAACAUUCUUUGGCUAGGUGCGGUGGCUCACGCCUGUAACCCCAGCACUUUAGGAGGCCUAGGCGAGCAGAUCACUUGAGACCAGGAGUUUGAGACUAGCCUGGCUAAAACAGCAAAACCCUGUCUCUACUGAAAAUACAAAAAUUAGCCAGGCGUGGUGGUGCACGCCUGUAAUUCCAGCUACUCUGGAGGCUAAGUCAUGAGAAUCCUUUGAACCUGGGAGCUGGAGAUUGCAGUGAGCCGAGAUCACGCCACCGCAUUGCAGCCUGGGCGACAGAAACUGUCUGAAAACAAAACAACACAAAACAACCAUUAUUCUACAUUAAUGGUUGUUAAAGGUUAAUAGUUCAUUUUCUGGGUGUAUGACAGUUUUAAAGACAUAACUUUUAAUACUGGAUUCAGCCUACUGUUGUUAGCUUUUUGCAGUUAUAUAUGAAGACUAUGAUGAACAUCAUUGUAGGUAUUCAUCUUUGCAUAUAUCCUUAGACAUUUCCUUAUAGUCUAAGAACUAGCAUUUCUAGUGGAGUGGGGACAUUUUUCCAGAUGUCCAUUUAAGAAUUAUCAUUCCAUUAGUUAAAAAAUUUGCAGGCUAUAUAUUCAAAGGGGAUCCCUUCUGUUUGGAAUUCAACAUAACCAGUUAGCUCAAACCUCAACUCUUGAAAAAUGUGUCUCCUUUACUCAAUAAACAUUUAGAGAAUACUGAAUAUGAGGAAUAAAAAAAGAUAAAUAAGACCCUGUACUGGGCAGGUAAUCUACUGUAGUAUGCAGAUUCGUUAUCAAACAGACUACAAUGUAUUUAAAUUUUGUAGGCGAUGAAUGCACAAGGCCCUUAAGCUGCAUUGAAGGCUGCCUAAGGCAGUAUACAAAAUCAGUGCUGAAUAUUUGUUAACACUUAAGGAGAAUGUACGUUUUAAUUUUCAUGUUUGAUGCUUGGGGAAAAGAUUACAUCGCACCACCUAUCUUCCCCAUAUAUUGAUUAUUCGUGUUUCUCACUUCCAUGGUAGUGGGCACGUUAUUUGCUUAACUUUGGCAUAUAAAUUCAGAAGAAAUAUCAUUUAACUCUGUGCCUAAGGAGGGUAUUUAGAAAUAACCGACGCAGCUAAUAUGAGAAGGCAAAAAAGAAAAAAAAGAAAAAAAAGAAAAAAUUAAAAAUCACACUAACGGACUUUUUUUUUUUUUCUAACAACAAAAAACCGUGAGACUUCACUUGGGGUAACCAAAACGUCGUCAAGGCUGUGGCGUCACGCCUCUAAGCGGAUACGGCAGAAGUUUUGGGGCCAGACACAAGACUUCCAAGUUUGAAUGGGCAGCGCAAAACCCAGGCAAGUUUUCCGGUAGUGCCGCCGACCCGUCAGGCACAGAAGACACAGCGAGAACCGUCAGCCGUUACGAAAGCCUAAAACACUGAGCUCGCGUCCUGCCAAGCAGCAGGCGCACAAACCUACGUCUCCGAGCUCUCCCUGGAGGUCCCGCCCACUCUUCUCUCCCGAGCCGGCUAGAGGUCUGGAAGAGGGCGGGCCAAGGGUGAGGAGAGCAGUAUGCGCAUGCGCGCUCAGGACGCAGUCAGUGAGCCAAUAAGGAAUCUCGCGAGUGUUGAAAGUCGGUGGCGUAGGUAGUCGUCCUGGAUGCUGGCGAGAUAGAUGAUAUCUCCCAGAGGAAGAGGAGGAGGCGGCGAAGCGUUUUCCCAUCCUCAGUCUCUCUUUCGUUUUCCUUUUCCCUUCCCCCAACCCUCCGCCCUUCUCUAAAUCAGCCGGCCUUCCAUGACCUCAGUGACCCGUCUGGCCCCGCCCACCCUCGUCGACGUGAUUCCCGCCGUGAGGUAAGCGCCGGUGGAACCUAGAGCCCCGCGGAAGAGCAGAACGUUUGGGAGUGUGCAGCUCCUGGGCCCGGCUCAGGCCCGUCGCGGAGGCGCGGCGCAGGGGAGCGCUCGGGUGGGAGUCUCGCUCCUCCACCAGUUUAUUGCGACGUAGCAUCCAGGCCUAGGCCUCCCCGUCCAUCCCCGCCGGACUCGGGCCUCUGGCAGCAGCGGGUGACGCAGACGGAACAUCAUGUCGUCCGCGGCCGAGCCUCCGCCACCCCCGCCUCCCGAGAGCGCGCCUUCCAAGCCCGCAGCCUCGAUCGCCAGCGGCGGGAGCAACAGCAGCAACAAAGGCGGCCCCGAGGGCGUCGCGGCGCAGGCGGUUGCGUCUGCGGCCAGCGCGGGUCCCGCAGACGCCGAGAUGGAGGAAAUAUUUGAUGAUGCGUCACCUGGAAAGCAAAAGGAAAUCCAAGAACCAGAUCCUACCUAUGAAGAAAAAAUGCAAACUGACCGGGCAAAUAGAUUCGAGUAUUUAUUAAAGCAGACAGAACUUUUUGCACAUUUCAUUCAACCUGCUGCUCAGAAGACUCCAACUUCACCUUUGAAGAUGAAACCAGGGCGCCCACGAAUAAAAAAAGAUGAGAAGCAGAACUUACUAUCCGUUGGCGAUUACCGACACCGUAGAACAGAGCAAGAGGAGGAUGAAGAGCUAUUAACAGAAAGCUCCAAAGCAACCAAUGUUUGCACUCGAUUUGAAGACUCUCCAUCGUAUGUAAAAUGGGGUAAACUGAGAGAUUAUCAGGUCCGAGGAUUAAACUGGCUCAUUUCUUUGUAUGAGAAUGGCAUCAAUGGUAUCCUUGCAGAUGAAAUGGGCCUAGGAAAGACUCUUCAAACAAUUUCUCUUCUUGGGUACAUGAAACAUUAUAGAAACAUUCCUGGUCCUCAUAUGGUUUUGGUUCCUAAGUCUACAUUACACAACUGGAUGAGUGAAUUCAAGAGAUGGGUACCAACACUUAGAUCUGUUUGUUUGAUAGGAGAUAAAGAACAAAGAGCUGCUUUUGUCAGAGACGUUUUAUUACCGGGAGAAUGGGAUGUAUGUGUAACAUCUUAUGAAAUGCUUAUUAAAGAGAAGUCUGUGUUCAAAAAAUUUAAUUGGAGAUACUUAGUAAUAGAUGAAGCUCACAGGAUCAAAAAUGAAAAAUCUAAGUUGUCAGAAAUAGUGAGGGAAUUCAAGACUACAAAUAGACUAUUAUUAACUGGAACACCUCUUCAGAACAACUUGCAUGAGCUGUGGUCACUUCUUAACUUUCUGUUGCCAGAUGUGUUUAAUUCAGCAGAUGACUUUGAUUCCUGGUUUGAUACAAACAACUGCCUUGGGGAUCAAAAACUAGUUGAGAGGCUUCAUAUGGUUUUGCGUCCAUUCCUCCUUCGUCGAAUUAAGGCUGAUGUUGAAAAGAGUUUGCCUCCAAAGAAGGAAGUAAAAAUCUAUGUGGGUCUCAGCAAAAUGCAAAGGGAAUGGUAUACUCGGAUAUUAAUGAAGGAUAUAGAUAUACUCAACUCAGCAGGCAAGAUGGACAAAAUGAGGUUAUUGAACAUCCUAAUGCAGUUGAGAAAAUGUUGUAAUCAUCCGUAUCUCUUUGAUGGAGCAGAACCUGGUCCACCUUAUACAACAGAUAUGCAUCUAGUAACCAACAGUGGCAAAAUGGUGGUUUUAGACAAGCUGCUCCCUAAGUUAAAAGAACAAGGUUCACGAGUACUAAUCUUCAGUCAAAUGACAAGGGUAUUGGACAUUUUGGAAGAUUAUUGCAUGUGGAGAAAUUAUGAGUACUGCAGGUUGGAUGGUCAGACGCCCCAUGAUGAGAGACAAGACUCCAUCAAUGCAUACAAUGAACCAAACAGCACAAAGUUUGUUUUCAUGUUAAGCACGCGUGCUGGUGGUCUUGGCAUCAAUCUUGCGACUGCUGAUGUAGUAAUUUUGUAUGAUUCUGAUUGGAAUCCCCAAGUAGAUCUUCAGGCUAUGGACCGAGCACAUAGAAUUGGGCAGACCAAGACAGUCAGAGUGUUCCGCUUUAUAACUGAUAACACUGUAGAAGAAAGAAUAGUAGAACGUGCUGAGAUGAAACUCAGACUGGAUUCAAUAGUCAUUCAACAAGGGAGGCUUGUGGAUCAGAAUCUGAACAAAAUUGGGAAAGAUGAAAUGCUUCAAAUGAUUAGACAUGGAGCAACACAUGUGUUUGCUUCAAAGGAAAGUGAGAUCACUGAUGAAGAUAUCGAUGGUAUUUUGGAAAGAGGUGCAAAGAAGACUGCAGAGAUGAAUGAAAAGCUCUCCAAGAUGGGCGAAAGUUCACUUAGAAACUUUACAAUGGAUACAGAGUCAAGUGUUUAUAACUUCGAAGGAGAAGACUAUAGAGAAAAACAAAAGAUUGCAUUCACAGAGUGGAUUGAACCACCUAAACGAGAAAGAAAAGCCAACUAUGCCGUUGAUGCAUAUUUCAGGGAAGCUCUUCGUGUUAGUGAACCUAAAGCACCCAAGGCUCCUCGACCUCCAAAACAACCCAAUGUUCAGGAUUUCCAGUUCUUUCCUCCACGUUUAUUUGAAUUACUGGAAAAAGAAAUUCUGUUUUACAGAAAAACUAUUGGGUACAAGGUACCUCGAAAUCCUGAGCUGCCUAACGCAGCACAGGCACAAAAAGAAGAACAGCUUAAAAUUGAUGAAGCUGAAUCCCUUAAUGAUGAAGAGUUAGAGGAAAAAGAGAAGCUUCUAACACAGGGAUUUACCAAUUGGAAUAAGAGAGAUUUUAACCAGUUUAUCAAAGCUAAUGAGAAGUGGGGUCGUGAUGAUAUUGAAAAUAUAGCAAGAGAAGUAGAAGGCAAAACUCCAGAAGAAGUCAUUGAAUAUUCAGCUGUGUUUUGGGAAAGGUGCAACGAGCUCCAGGACAUAGAGAAGAUUAUGGCUCAGAUUGAAAGGGGAGAGGCGAGAAUUCAAAGAAGAAUAAGCAUCAAGAAAGCACUUGACACAAAGAUUGGACGGUACAAAGCACCUUUUCAUCAGCUGAGGAUAUCAUAUGGUACUAACAAAGGAAAAAACUAUACUGAAGAAGAAGAUCGUUUUCUGAUUUGUAUGCUUCACAAACUUGGAUUUGACAAAGAAAAUGUUUAUGAUGAAUUGCGACAGUGUAUUCGCAACUCUCCUCAGUUCAGAUUUGACUGGUUUCUUAAGUCCAGAACUGCAAUGGAGCUCCAGAGGAGAUGUAAUACCUUAAUUACUUUGAUCGAAAGAGAAAACAUGGAACUAGAAGAAAAGGAGAAGGCAGAGAAAAAGAAACGAGGACCAAAGCCUUCAACACAGAAACGUAAAAUGGAUGGCGCACCUGAUGGUCGAGGAAGAAAAAAGAAGCUGAAACUAUGAAUAUGUUUUUGUUUCAUAAUCACUAACUUUAAACCAGUAGUUCUUUAAUUUACGGGUCUUCAUAAGAUGUACUGUACAAUGCUCAAUUGUUAUGUCAUUUAAAGACAUCAGGUUCAUCUGUUUACUGAGCUAGAAACAUAGUAUGUAGUUUCACUUUUUUAAAUGCAACAGCUGUGCUGAAAUUUUUUUAUCAUUAACACUUGAAGUAAUAAAAUAGGCUUCAUUUAUUA
Molecule: messenger RNA, 8931 nt
Organism: Gorilla gorilla gorilla (western lowland gorilla)
Lineage: Eukaryota; Metazoa; Chordata; Mammalia; Primates; Hominidae
Gene: SMARCA5
Product: SNF2 related chromatin remodeling ATPase 5
Exons: 24
Coding region: 5543-8701 (1052 amino acids)
Biological process (GO): nucleosome organization
Cellular component (GO): chromatin; nucleus
Molecular function (GO): ATP hydrolysis activity; ATP-dependent chromatin remodeler activity; histone binding
Source: RefSeq, a predicted model, not a curated record